Messenger RNA from Salvelinus sp. IW2-2015, 3522 nucleotides. RefSeq names its product probable cationic amino acid transporter. Gene Ontology annotation, biological process: transmembrane transport; amino acid transport. The record is from RefSeq and is a predicted model, not a curated record. Gene Ontology annotation, cellular component: plasma membrane. Gene Ontology annotation, molecular function: amino acid transmembrane transporter activity. NCBI's taxonomy places the organism in Eukaryota, Metazoa, Chordata, Actinopteri, Salmoniformes, Salmonidae.
UCAGGGGUCUUAGAUCUCUUGUCUCUGCUAACACUACAUCCACUGCUCUCAGGGGUCUUAGAUCUCUUGUCUCUGCUAACACUACAUCCACUGCUGGGAUCCCCUGGAUCCAGGCCUGUGGGUUCUAAUAUGAGAGGGCUGUUGAUUAAAUGAGGCCAGUAGAAAACACAUUUCUCGGCAUAUAGUGGUGUAGUUAACCAUUGACUGACUGAGUCUCUCCUCCCUAUAGAUAACACACACCUGGCUCAUUCCCAGGUUUCAUACGGUACAGCUGGACACACCACCCAGGCUGGCUCCUUGGUGAUGAAUAAUAGACUUGACUCUGAUCACAUGGACUGGCUACUGAAUAAUUUACCCCCUUCUCUCCCUUCGACCUCCUCUUUCACCUCCUCCCAGUCCGGCCUUGGCUGCUCUCUCUUUCUCUGCAGUAGACAUGGAACCGAGGUAAAGAUUCUGUAUCUGCCCAUUCUCCUGGGGAAAGCACCAAACGGAGACCUCAGAGCAAACUCCAACUCCAGAACAGUGUGGACUGAAGCUGGCAUGGAUACUCUCUGACACAGAGACAGACCGAGACAGAGAGACAGAGAGACAGAGACAGCGAGACAGAGAGAGAGACAAAUGAGAGGGAAAUAAUGAUAAAGGAAUAGAUUGAAGGAAACACACACACACACACCCAUCCCCUGUUCCCACCGCUAUGGCAGAAUGGCUGAGGCGUGUGUCCUGGGGAGAUGCAUGGUACAGCCUGUACUCCCGCCUGCUCAGGACCAAACCUGUGGGUAGGAUGGGUCUGGGGUCAGAGGUCAGCGACGAUAUCACAGAGGUAGGGGGGCUGGCUAGGGUCCUGACGACAGCUGACCUGGUGUCGCUAGGGGUGGGGAGCUGCGUUGGCACAGGGAUGUACGUGGUUGCCGGGCUGGUUGCUAAGGAGAUGGCGGGGCCGGGAGUGAUCCUGUCCUUCAUCAUCGCUGCUGUGGCUUCUAUACUGUCAGGUGUAUGUUAUGCAGAGUUUGGCGUGCGUGUCCCUAAGACAACUGGGUCAGCCUACACCUACAGCUAUGUCACAGUGGGGGAGUGUACGGCCUUUUUCAUUGGCUGGAAUCUGAUCCUGGAGUACCUGAUUGGUACUGCAGCCGGGGCAUCGGCUCUCAGCAGCAUGUUUGACUCGCUGGCCAAUCACAGCAUCUCAAGCUACAUGAUAACACACCUGGGGACACUCAGAGGCCUGGGUAAAGGGGAGGAGUCGUACCCUGACGUCCUGGCCAUGGCCAUAUCGCUGGUUGUCACGGUAAUUGUGUCAUUAGGGGUUCGUAACUCGGUAGGGUUGAAUAACGUUCUGAACAUGGUCAACCUGGUGGUGUGGUGCUUCCUGAUCAUCUCUGGACUCUUCUUUCUCUCCGCUGACAACUGGGAGGCGGGAAACUUCCUGCCCUACGGAUGGUCCGGGGUGAUGAAGGGAGCGGCCACUUGUUUCUAUGCCUUCAUAGGGUUUGACAUCAUCGCUACAACAGGAGAGGAAGCCAAGAGUCCCAACACCUCUAUACCCUAUGCUAUUACUGCUAGUCUGAUAACCUGCCUGACUGCAUACGUCUCUGUGUCUGUGGUCCUGACUCUGAUGGUUCCUUAUGACCUGAUCGAUGGUUCAGCUCCACUGAUGGAGAUGUUUGCAGUGCAUGGGUUCCUGCCGGGGAAAUACAUAGUGGCUGUAGGGUCUAUAGCUGGCCUCACUGUCAGUCUAAUGGGCUCCCUGUUCCCCAUGCCCAGGGUCAUAUACGCUAUGGCUAGAGACGGACUGCUCUUCAGGUUCCUGGCCAACGUCUCUCCAUACACUCACACUCCAGCAGUAGCGUGUCUGGUGUCUGGCUGUCUGGCUGCUCUCAUGUCUCUCCUCGUCUCCCUGCAAGAUCUCAUAGAGAUGAUGUCUAUAGGAACGCUACUGGCUUACACCCUGGUCAGUGUGUGUGUCCUGCUGCUGCGCUACCAGCCCGACACAGACACACACAACUUCCUGCCUGGGGAGGAAGAGGAGGGGCCUAGGCAAAAAGAGGGCGUGAUGGCGGAAUGCGAUGACGGAACUCUGCCCACCAAUGACGACCAGAUGUUGAUUGGAGGAGCAGACUCAUCGACCUUUGACCCUGACAGCUCCGGCUACCAAUCGAGCGGUGUUGCAGGUGAACCUGGUGACUCUGGCAGCUUCCACACCGGCCCCUCCUCGCUGUUGAAGAGGGUUCUAGGUAGUCGUUACUCCACCCUGCGUGUCCGCCUGGGGAUCCCUGACGCCUCGGCCCGUCCCACCCCGUCCUCCGGUCGCAUGGUGACACGCUGCACCCUCCUCCUCUUCUUCCUCUCCUUUCUCCUCUGGGCCACUGUCAUCUUCGGCGUGGAGCGAGGGACCGGAGCGGGCUCGGCCGUUUCAGGUAUCGUAGCGACACUAUUGGCAGGCAAAAUAGCAACCAUACUGGUGGUGAUCGUGCGCCAGCCUGAGAGCGGGCGGAUCCUGCCCUACAUGGCGCCGUGCGUGCCGUUUGUCCCCGCAGUGGCCAUCUUGGUAAACUCCUACCUGAUGUUGAAACUGUAGCAUCUCACCUGGGCACGCUUCGCUGUCUGGUGCACUCUGGGUAUACUGAUCUACGGUUGCUAUGGGAUAUGGAACAGCUCUUUGGAGAUCAGCACCAGAGAGGAACAGGCUCACGCCAGCACCUACCAGCGCUAUGAUGACCACCUUGACGACACCUUCUCCCCUGACAAUGACCUUGACCCCCAGGACAACCAGGAAGAGGGGCGCUACCAGGGCUGGUCAGCGGAGAAGGGCUACCACUACCAACAGCAAAACCAGGAUCAGAACCAGGAUCAGGAGGGUGACCAGUACCAAAACCAGUAUCAAGAUGGCAAUCAAGAUGGCAACCAGUACCAGGAUGGCAACCAGUACCAGGAUGGCUCCCAGUACCAGAACCAGUCAGGUUAUCAGUCCGGCCCUCAGGGCUCCUCUAUGGGAUCCAGGGGAAGAACCAAUCAGGGCUACACAGAUCCCCAGGAACCCGAGGGCUCCUCUUGUGAUUGACAGCUGCAGUGGAACACACCUACUUCCUGUUUCACUGGGCACUAGAGGAGAGGAAGGGCAGAGGGCUCCUGAAUCCCUCAUCAAGCCCCACACCAUAGGCACUUGAGUAGACCUGAGAGGACAGGAGAAGUGAGCUAUAUGGCAACCAUUCCACCUGGUCUAACACUGCAUUAUAAACAUACAUACAACAUGCUGUGUUUAAAAUCAAUCUAUCUAUCCGAGAGUGAAUCAAUUAUACAGGAGCAAACAUGCUCUUAUACUACCUAUUAGUCUGACUCCUCUGGUGUGACAUUGUACAUGGAUGAGUUGGUUGGAAAAUAUUUAAGAUUAUUUUGUUUUAAGAGUGUCAUCAUUCAAAAAAAGAAAGUAUUUAUUGUUGAAUCAGAGUGUGUAAAUGUGUGCAGAAAGAGUGAUCUGUGUUUUGCUGUUGUCUGAUAAACUGUCAAUAAAACAAAUACAUCUGA